AGUGGCAGGUGGGCUUCUGGAGCCGGGCCGCGGCUUGCAGCAAGUGGGGUCUUCUGUGCUCCCCAUAUGGCGCCCGGCUGCGUUCACACCCACCUGGUGGUCCCUCUGGCUGGGCCCUGUUUUGACCUUGGUGACUUGGACCUGCCACCUUUCUGACUCUGGGUGGUGGACAGAGCCUCGCCAUGUCGGAGGUGACAGCUGGGCCCACCCCCACGACAGCGGGUCUGAGCUGGAGCCACCAGCCCGGUUUAGGACCGAGUCCCAUCCACACUUCCUUGGCUGGCCCGUGGCCUGGUACAAGCGGGAAUUCCUGGCCAUGCCCGUCAUGGGAGCAGGUAUGACAGCCAUGCGGGUGACACCAGGUCUAGGCACUUGGGUGCUCGACUUCCCUGGGGCAGGUGGACAGAUAGGCAGACGGGCAGAAGGCUUCUCGCGGAGCCUGGCUCCCACCAGCCAUGGCCCGGGAAGCCAGGCCCGCCGCGCCCAGGGGCAGGAAGGGCUGGGUGUACCUCGCCUGUGUCUCCAUGGUGACCGCCAGGCGGUGGGCCGUUGCCCACCGUCCUGCUCUCCGAAGCCCCACACCUUGGCCAGCACCUCUGCCAGCACUGGCCACCGAGAGCUCCACGCAGGAGAUCGGCGAGGAGCUGGUCAAUGGGCUCAUCUACUCCAUCUCCCUGCGCAAGGUGCAGCUGCCCCACGGCGGCAGCAAGGGCCAGCGCUGGCUCGGGUGUGAAAAUGAGUCGGCCCUGAACCUGUAUGAGACCUGCAAGGUACGGACCGUGAAGGCAGGCACGCUGGAGAGGCUGGUGGAGCACCUGGUGCCCGCCUUCCAGGGCAGCGACCUGUCCUACGUCACCGUCUUCCUGUGCACCUACCGAACCUUCACCACCACCCAGCAGGUGCUGGACCUGCUGUUCAAAAGGUACGGUAGAUGUGACGCCCUCACGGCCUCCUCUAGAUACGGAUGCAUCCUCCCUUACUCCCACGAGGACGGCGGACCCCAGGACCAGCUGAGAGAUGCCAUCUCCUCCAUCCUGGGCACCUGGCUGGACCAGUACUCGGAGGACUUCUGCCAGCCCCCGGACUUCCCCUGCCUCAAGCAGCUUGUGGCCUACGUGCAGCUCAACGUGCCUGGCUCGGACCUGGAGCGCCGUGCCCACCUUCUCCUGGCUCAGCUGGAGCACGCAGAACUCACUGAGGCAGGGCUGGAGGCUCUGUCCCCAGCUCCAGCUCCAGCGCCGGUUCUAAAACCAGAGCGAGAGGCAGCUCUAGCACCAGCUCUAGCAUCCAGCCCAUUGCCAGCUCUAGAACUAGAGCCAGUGGCGGCUCCAGAGCCAGAGCCGGCUCCGGAGCCAGAAUCAUCGCCGGCCCCAGAGCUAGAGCCAGCGCCAGCGCCAACUCCAGAACUGGAGCCAGCUCUAUCGCCAGCUCCGGAGCUAGAGCCAGCAGCAGCGCCGGAGCCCUCCUGGCCUCUGGCCGUGGCUUCGGAGAACGGGCUGAGUGAGGGGAAGCCUCACCUCUUGGUGUUCCCUCCUGACCUGGUGGCAGAGCAGUUCACCCUGAUGGAUGCGGAGCUGUUCAAGAAGGUGGUGCCUUACCAUUGCCUGGGCUCCAUCUGGUCCCAGCGGGACAAGAAAGGCAAGGAGCACCUGGCUCCCACCGUUCGAGCCACCGUCACCCAGUUCAACAGUGUGGCCAACUGCGUCAUCACCACCUGCCUCGGGGACCGGAGUGUGACAGCCCGGGACAGGGCCAGGGUGGUGGAGCACUGGAUUGAGGUGGCCAGGGAGUGCCGGGUCCUCAAGAACUUCUCGUCCCUCUACGCCAUCCUGUCCGCUCUGCAAAGCAACUCGAUCCACCGACUGAAGAGGACGUGGGAAGAGGUGUCCAGGGACAGUUUCCGGAUCUUUCAGAAGCUCUCGGAGAUUUUCUCAGACGAGAACAACUACUCGCUGAGCAGGGAGCUGCUCAUCAAGGAAGGGACCUCCAAGUUUGCCACCCUGGAGAUGAACCCCAAGAGAGCACAGAAGCGACCGAAGGAGACGGGUGUCAUCCAGGGCACCGUCCCCUACCUGGGCACGUUCCUUACCGACCUGGUGAUGCUGGACACUGCGAUGAAGGACUACCUGUAUGGGAGACUGAUCAACUUCGAGAAGAGAAGGAAGGAAUUCGAAGUGAUAGCCCAGAUCAAGCUGCUGCAGUCAGCCUGCAACAAUUACAGCCUCGAGCCCGAGCAGCACUUUGGGGCCUGGUUCCGGGCCAUGGAGCGGCUCAGUGAGACCGAGAGCUACAACCUGUCGUGUGAGCUGGAGCCCCCGUCCGAGUCGGCCAGCAACACGCUGAAGGCCAAGAAGAACACGGCCAUCGUCAAGCGCUGGAGCGACCGCCAGGCCCCCAGCACGGAGCUGAGUACCAGCGGCAGCUCCCACUCCAAGUCCUGUGACCAGCUCAGGUGCGGCCCCUACCUCAGCAGCGGGGACAUCGCCGACGCACUCAGCGUGCACUCAGCCGGCUCCUCCAGCUCCGACGUGGAGGAGGUCAACAUGAGCUUUGUCCCCGAGUCCCCCGAUGGCCAGGAAAAGAAGUUCUGGGAGUCGACGUCCCCAUGGUCCCCGGAGACCUCUGGCAUCAGCUCAGCCUCCAGCAGCACCUCCUCCUCCUCAGCCUCCACCACGCCCGUAGCGGGCACCCGCACCCACAAGCGCUCCGUCUCGGGGGUCAGCAGCCACGGCUCCUCGCUGCCGCUGUACAACCAGCAGGUGGGCGACUCCUGCAUCAUCCGCGUCAGCCUGGACGUGGACAACGGCAACAUGUACAAGAGCAUCCUGGUGACCAGCCAAGAUAAGGCUCCCGCUGUAAUCCGCAAGGCCAUGGACAAACAUAACCUGGACGAGGACGAGCCAGACCACUAUGAGCUGGUGCAGGUCAUUUCAGACGAACGAAAACUGAAGAUCCCCGAGAACGCCAACGUGUUCUACGCCAUGAACUCAACUGCCAACUACGACUUUGUCCUGAAGAAACGGCCCUUCACCAAGGGAGCAAAGGUCAGGCACGGAGCCAGCUCGACGCUGCCCCGCAUGAAGCAGAAAGGACUCAAGAUCGCCAAGGGCAUCUUCUGACUGGUCCCUCGUGCUGGCCAGCUGCAGGACCAGCCUUUCCAGGGUCGGGCUGGCCGGGCAGCCACGCCCUGGCAGACUCCAGUGGCCCAGGCCCGGCGGGCACCUUCCGCCCAACCUGUGUGCCCAGGCCACCCCCAGACCGCGGUUGCACCCUGGACCUCUCCUGCUGCCGGGACUGACGCCUGCCGGCCGCAGGCUGACCUGGCCCCCCCCCGUGGACCCCCCGUUGCCUUAGGUGCCUUCUGCUCUCUGGACCCAGAGGACCAGCUGACUUGCCAAGGAGCACUGCCCGUGGGCACGGAGCCCUGCACGCCUCCGGGCAUUGCCCUCUGUGCCCGUCCCUCACACGUUCCCAAGUGUGGGUCACCGCCACCCGUGCCCGUGGGUCUGACCACUGCAGUUCUCUCCUCGUGCCCUUCAGGGGGUCCCGGCCCUCCCCCCACCACGCUGGCCUUCCUCAGGCUGCACCAAAGAUUUCGUCGUCACGGCCAACUGAGGGCGAGGGCGUCUCACCCGCGCCCCGCUCCCCGGCCCUCCCUCGGGAGAGGAGAGCGCGGCCCCCUCCCUGGGCCACACUCUUCGCCCGGUGAGUGAGGACAGUCUCAGCCAAGUCCCACCGUUGUCAAGUCUCAUGACUCUGCAAGGGGCGCUCGCCACCGCACCCUGGACAUCGGGGGACCGCACGAGAGGGAGGGCAGUGGGAACGGAGGAAUCGGGGGAGGGGGAGCGAAUAUUUGUAUAAAAGGCAAAAAAAAAAAAAAAAAGUUUACCAGUUGGGGAGGGGCAAUAUUUAUUUGUU
This is a messenger RNA of Pteropus alecto (black flying fox), 3918 nucleotides long. It is a transcript of the gene RALGDS, whose product is annotated as ral guanine nucleotide dissociation stimulator. The coding region runs from base 456 to 3119 and encodes 887 amino acids. Gene Ontology annotation, molecular function: guanyl-nucleotide exchange factor activity. Lineage: Eukaryota; Metazoa; Chordata; Mammalia; Chiroptera; Pteropodidae. Gene Ontology annotation, cellular component: plasma membrane. Gene Ontology annotation, biological process: Ras protein signal transduction; positive regulation of GTPase activity. The transcript is spliced from 18 exons. The record is from RefSeq and is a predicted model, not a curated record.